This is a messenger RNA of Manis pentadactyla (Chinese pangolin), 2592 nucleotides long. RefSeq names its product nuclear envelope pore membrane protein POM 121C-like. The record is from RefSeq and is a predicted model, not a curated record. Lineage: Eukaryota; Metazoa; Chordata; Mammalia; Pholidota; Manidae.
AUGAUUGCAUCUAGUGUACGGAUAAACUGGUCUGUGGUUGACAUUCAUCAGCCAGGAGACAGCGAGCCGUCUGCGCUGUCACAACAGUGUGGGCCUCUGAAGAGCAGCCUCAGUUCCCAGAGCUCAGAUGGUGAGUUGCAUGAGACACCCUCCACCUCUGCUGUGAGCUGCUUGAAGGGCACGUGCACAUGUGGCAUCCAUAUGUCCAGCCGCAAUGCCAUUUCCAGUUCCUACAGCUCCACCAGAGGCAUCUCUCAGCUCUGGAAGAGGCGGCGUCCCAGUGCCUCACCCUUCUCCAGCCCAGCCUCAUCCCGCUCGCAGACACCAGAUAGGCCAGAAAAGAAAACAAGAGAAGAGGACGUUUCUCAGGAAGCUGGCUCUUCAACUCCACCGGUAGACAAGGAGUCCCAGGGUGAACAGGUUGCAGAUACGACCACAUGCAGGGAGCAGAACUCCUGCGAUUCUGCAGCGACACCCAGCACCUCCUGGCCACGCAGACGGAAGUUUCAACUGGUGCCUUCCAGGAAAGGGAUCCCGCUUAUCUUGCCUCCAGCUCCCAAGCUCGCUGGCCCGAUCACGGUCGAAGAGUAUUACCAGGAGGGGCAAGAUCGGUUACGGUGGCUGAUGAGCGUCUUCGAGGAUAAGGCUGAAACGGCCUCGAGCUCCAUCACGGAGAGCCCCCCUGCCACUGCACCGGCUUCUACUCUCGCUGUGCCUGCUGCUUGGACUGCUGCUUCCUCGGCCUCCCCGCCAGCCCCACUGACUAUCCCGCAGUUUCUCAAGAACAACAUCUUCCUGAAGAACCUGAACCCCCUGGGCCUACCAUCUUUCCCAGUUUUCCUGCCUGACAGCCACCCCCAAUGCCCGUUCGCCCCUGACGACACCAGGUCUUCUGGGCCCUCUUGGCUCUUCACAGCCAGGGUCCCUCCCCGGCCCUCCUCAGACUCCAGGUCCACAGAAACUUUCUCGGGGCUGACCCCUGCCUCUCCCGCAAUACCAGCCUGUGAUGCCACCAAGUCACCUCUGGCCUCUCAGGCUGAGACAUCUGCCAAACCCCAGGCCACGCCUGCCCCAGGCCCCACCCUGAAGCCCAGUGCCCCACUUAGAACACCGAGCAGCCCACCUGCUAACCCUUCUGCCUCGGCAGCUCUUGCUGUGUCUUCAGCACAUCCCAUGUUCAAGCCCAUCUUUGUGGCUCCACCUAGAAGUGGGAAUGAGGGUCCUGUGCCAUUCAGCCGUUCCCAUGUCGCAACGGUGGCAUCUUCCAGCUCUGUCCCCACCCCGACUACCAGCAGCCUCCCCACUUUCAGUCCUGUUUUUAGCAGCACAGGGCUACCUACAUCUUUGCCCUUGUCAACUCCUUUCUCCUUCAGUCAGAAUACUUCAGGCACUAGCACGAAUGCCCCUCUGUUUCCUGGCCAGGCCAGUGUCAGUGUCCCCUCAGCAGCGGCUUGGGGGACCACCACUGGCACAGCCGCGGACUCCACCCAGAAGCCUGUCUUUGGCUUUGGUGCGAGCAGUGUGACCAGCACUGCGAGCAGCAUGACUAGCUCCACUGCUUCCACUGCCCAGCCUGCUCUCUUUGGUGCCCCUCUUGCCCCUGGGGCCAGCUCUACCCCAGCCAUGGGCUCCAUACUCCAGUUUGGCAAGGCGCUGGCCACACCUGCUCCAACAACAGCCAUGACAUUUGGCCAGUCCCUGCCUGGCGCCGUCCAGACAGCUGCUGGCAGCAGCACCGCCAGUUUUGGUGGCUUUGGUGGCACCCUCACGACCUUCACACCCGUCGCUCCGAGCCAGCCUGCACUGACAUUCAGCAGCACUGCCACCCCAGCCUUCAACAUUCCCUUUGGUUCUGGCACCAGGCCCCCCAUUCCUUCCUAUCCUGGAGUCACCCCACAGCCCAUGUUCGGGGCCACUGACAGACAGCAGAUGGGGGCCGCCAAGCCAGCCCUGGCCCCCAGCUUCGGCAGCUCCGUUCCUUUUGGAAGAUCAGCAGCUCUGCAUGUUUCCUCCUUUUUUGCAGCCACCACCUCGGGCUUUGGAGCUACAACUCAGACCAACAGCAGCGGGACCAGUAGCUCAGUGUUUGGCAGCAUCCCGUCAUCGCCCUUCAUGUCCGGGUUGUUAGCAGGCCCCGCUGGCAGUGGGGGCUUUGGGAUGAGCGUGCCUGCCCCCCACAGCAUUUCCACCACUGGGGUGUUCGGCUUUGGCGCAGGACAGAGUGGGAGCACCGGCAGCACGGCUCCUUUCUUGGGAGGCUUGAGUCAGAACUCCCUGACUGCAGCUGGCCAGAGCACACCCUUUCCCUUCCACGUGGCUGGCACACCUCAGAACAUGUCUGUGUUUGCAGGCACAUCCACACCCACCUUUGGUCAGAACACCCCUGCCCCUGUAUUGGGUACAUCAGGCAGCAGCCUCUCCUCUGGGGCAUCCUCAGCACCUGCCCAGGGCUUUGCUGGACCUGGAACCUCUGGUAAGUUGCAAGUCUCUCUAGUCAGGGUGACCUGCGUAUUCCUUGAAGAUGGGGUGGGGUUGUUGGGGGAGUGUUGUGUAUUUUCCUUGGCCCUUGGCCCCACUGCAAAAAAGAAUUGA